AUGCGGACCGCGGUCGCGCGCGCGCGCGCGACGACGCGGUCGAGGACGCGCGCGCGCGCGCGAUGCGGUGGCGCCGCGGGACGGCGGUCGAGCGCGCGCGCGCGCGGCGUGGGGCGACGCGCGACGGACGCGCGCGACGUGGACGACGCGGCGUCGACGACGCGCGGUGCGGACGAGACGACGAUUGGAGACGCGGGAAGGGGGGUGGUGCGGCGCAGGACGGCGCUGUGGACGCUCGGGGCGGGGGUCUGGGCGAGGCGCGCGGGCGAGCGAGAGGCGCGCGCGGCGGACGCGACGACCGGGGAUGAAUUCGCGGUGAACGCGUACGAGGAUCUCACGGUGUACAGGGAUCGGGGUAAAAAGUUUCUGCUGAAGUUUCCAAAGAAAUGGACCGUCGGGAGUAAGCCCGGGGCGGCGGUGCUGUUUAAAAAUCCUGACGCCAAAUACAGCAACAUUGGCGUGACGGUGUCGCCCGUGACGGUGAAGACGCUCGAUAAGUUCGGUAGCUUGAACGAGAUAGGCAAUAGGUUGGCUAAUGCGGAGCAGGCUAAGGAAAGCACGGUGCCGGGCGGGGUGACGCUCACGCGCUCGGACACGCGAGUCGGAUCGGUCUCUGGGACGACGUUUUACGACUAUGAGUAUCGACUCAUCACGACGUACGGGAACAAGCGCGUGACGACGUCGGUGACGAUCGUGGACAGCACGCUAUACAUAUUAAACGCGCAGUUUUUUGAGACUGCUGAUCCAGAGCGUCCCACGGAUCCACAGCUGGCGCUCGAUCAGUACAACUUGGCCUUGCACAGAAAGGUUGCCGAAUCGUUCGACGCCGGCAAGGCUGCCUUCCCCUCGUUCGAGAUCGAGGCUGAGGAGCUCCGGGGCGAGGCUCCGAUGAUCGCUGAUGGCAUGGGUAAGUGA
Ostreococcus tauri is the source of this 915-nucleotide messenger RNA. Its product is annotated as Mog1/PsbP, alpha/beta/alpha sandwich. The coding region runs from base 1 to 915 and encodes 304 amino acids. Gene Ontology annotation, biological process: photosynthesis. NCBI's taxonomy places the organism in Eukaryota, Viridiplantae, Chlorophyta, Mamiellophyceae, Mamiellales, Bathycoccaceae. The record is from RefSeq and is a predicted model, not a curated record. Gene Ontology annotation, cellular component: photosystem II oxygen evolving complex; photosystem II; extrinsic component of membrane. Gene Ontology annotation, molecular function: calcium ion binding. The transcript has a single exon.